AUGACUCAGAAGCCCCAGAAGGCGAAGAAGCCCGCCGCUGCUGCUGCAGCAACAGCAGCAGCAGAAACAGCAGCAGCAGCAGGCGAUGCGGCAAAUUCGAGCAAAAAGCAAAUAAAAUCGACUAAGAAGACAAUUGCAAAGAUGUCUGCAGCAAACAAAAAGAGCAGCAGCAGCGACAGCAGCGCGAAGCUGCGGAAGGAGAAGCAGCAGCAAAAGAAGAAAAUCGAAGGAAAACGCAAAAGCCAGCCAGCAGACGUUGCAGCAGCAGCAGGUGCAGCAGACGCAGCGGCAGCAGACACAACAGCAGCAGCAGCAGCAGAUGGAGUUUCUCGGAAGCGGCAGCAGGCCGUGUCUGCAGCUGCUGCGGAUUUGAAGCGCCAGCGACGCAGCAGCAGCAGCGGCAGCAGCAAAGGCCACGCCUUCCUGCUGUUCGCGCUGCGCGAAGUUGCUGCUGCUGCAGCAGCAGCAAUGCACGGCUACCGCCUCUUCGGCCGCACUCUCGUGUGUCUGCUGCAGCCCCCGGGGGCUGUGGGGCCCCACGUCUUCGCCCGCGGCUACCCCCCCCGCAGCAGCAGCAGCAGCAGCAGCAGCAGCAGCAGGAGGCCGCGGCUGCUGACGAGCCGCGACAGGGCCCGCCAGGAAGCAAAAAGCUACCGGAGGAAAGCGGCGCAGCGGGUGUCCGCGCGGGGUGUACGUACACUCCAACUCCGCAUCAAAAAGAAACUCAAAGUCCUCAACCAACUUGGAUUCCAAACUGAAGACUUCCAGCAAGUCCUUUUCCCUCCAGCAGCAGCAGCAGCAGCAGGAGCAGCAGCAGCAGCAGGAGGAGCAGCAGCAGCAGCAGGAGCAGCAGCAGCAGCAGGAACAGCAGCGGCGGCAGGUCAGCGCAGCAACUUCGGCGCCUGGCUGCGGCUGGAAAGGGAAAACAAAGAAAAGGAGAAAAUAAAAAAGCAGCAAAAAAGAAAAGAAAAAAAUGAAAAAAGAAAAAGUGAAAACAAAUCCAAUUCGAAGCCGCCCACGCCGCAGCCGUGA
Messenger RNA from Eimeria tenella, 1032 nucleotides. RefSeq names its product RNA binding protein, putative. The record is from RefSeq and is a predicted model, not a curated record. Gene Ontology annotation, molecular function: nucleic acid binding. Bases 1 to 1032 code for a protein of 343 amino acids. The transcript has 2 exons. Lineage: Eukaryota; Apicomplexa; Conoidasida; Eucoccidiorida; Eimeriidae.